Molecule: messenger RNA, 2254 nt
Organism: Triplophysa rosa
Lineage: Eukaryota; Metazoa; Chordata; Actinopteri; Cypriniformes; Nemacheilidae
Gene: ywhaqb
Product: tyrosine 3-monooxygenase/tryptophan 5-monooxygenase activation protein, theta polypeptide b
Exons: 6
Coding region: 220-957 (245 amino acids)
Biological process (GO): signal transduction
Cellular component (GO): cytoplasm
Source: RefSeq, a predicted model, not a curated record
CCGACGGGCGGGAUUAGUGACGUCCUACACUAACACUUUCGAUUGUCUUUCUCUAGUACAUUUUUUUCCUAACCAUCCGAGCUCAAAGGCUAUCAAUCCGGUGGAGUGAACCAUUGAUCUAGAGCGUCUUCAAGGAUUAAACGGCGGUUCAUUUCCCUCCUUUGACCUGUCGAGUGUCCCAUAGACCUAGAAACACUCACAGACUUACAAAGCGACAGGAUGGACAGAACAGAGCUUAUCCAGAAGGCGAAGCUGGCUGAGCAGGCCGAGCGCUACGAUGAUAUGGCGUCCUGUAUGAAGAUGGUGACUGAAGCCGGGGCCGAGCUGUCCAACGAGGAGAGAAACCUGCUGUCCGUCGCUUAUAAAAAUGUGGUGGGCGCCCGGCGGUCUGCCUGGAGGGUCAUCUCUAGCAUCGAGCAGAAGACCGAAGGCAACGACAAGAAACUGCAGAUGGUGAAGGAAUACCGGGAGAAAGUGGAGGAUGAACUGCGGGAUAUCUGCAACGAUGUGUUGGAGCUGCUGAACAAAUAUUUAAUCGAGAACUCCACGAACCCCGAGAGCAAAGUCUUCUACCUGAAGAUGAAGGGCGACUAUUACAGAUACCUCGCUGAAGUCGCCUCAGGAGAUGACAAGAAAACAACCAUAGAAAGCUCUCAGGAUGCUUACCAGAAAGCAUUCGAUAUAAGCAAGACAGAAAUGCAACCCACACACCCCAUACGCUUGGGUCUGGCCCUUAACUUCUCUGUCUUCUUCUACGAGAUUCUUAACUCCCCAGAAAAGGCCUGUUCCCUUGCUAAACAAGCUUUCGAUGAGGCCAUAGCAGAGCUUGAUACGCUGAACGAAGAGUCCUACAAAGACAGCACUCUUAUCAUGCAGCUACUGAGAGAUAACCUCACAUUAUGGACAUCUGACAACGCACCAGAUGAGGGUGAAGGCGUUGAGGGAGGAGAGAACUAGAACAAGCUCCUUCAGCAAAGAAAACAACCUUUAUACACAUCUCCAUUCCUAAUCACUCCAUGUCAGAAUUCGUCCAGUAAAGAACAAACCCGUAAUUAAUUAAGAUCUGUUUAUGAAAAUAUAACAUUUAGUCCUUUUCACAGUGCAGCUUUUGGGCAAGAAAAGAGAUUUAUUUGGAGGGGACCUUGUUCCUUUGUUUGUCUUGGCCUACCAUAAUGUGCAGUUUCUGCUGUAGAAGGUUAUGACUAGAGUCAUUUCAUACAAACAUAAUCUUAAAGUAGUUAGUGGGAAAUACAUUAAUGAUUAACGUAAAAUAAGGACACACAUUUCGUCACAAAUAGGUCUGAGACUAAAAAAAUGAUUGCAGGGAUAUUAAAAGCAUUUCGAUUACCGUUGUCUUAUACGCCUACUGUAUCUGUUAUUUUAACACCUAUGUCACCUCAGCAAUACCCAGGGUUGUGCGUUUCCGCUGAAAUCAGUGGACAAUCACAUUUUAAGUAGUUCAAUAUGAAAAUUUGGGAGAAAAAAAAGAAAUUCUGAACUGUUGAAAUGGAGUAUUUCAAAUUGCAUUUUAGUUUUUGCUUUGAAGCAGUGGUAUAUAGUUUCUAGACAGUCAUCGGUUUAUAAACGGUUUAAUAUAUUUGUUUUCUUUUUAAUGCAGUUGAUUUUGGCCUGUUUAGUGUUCCCUUUUCUUUAAUUUAAUGGCAAUCAAAAUCAUCCAUAGAUAAAACCAUGAUUUCUCGGGGCAUAUUAUCAUUAUUAGGUUUGAUCAAUGCUAUGUUUCAAGUGUUCAAUACCCCCACUAGCAUGCAGAUCAAUACUGACUCGAUCUGUGGCACAUUUUGGUAGUACGGUUCUCUUAUAGUUGAUUUCACCAAAUGAUCCACUCUGGAAAUUACUGCACAUGAAGCAUGUUAUGAAUGAUUUGAAAGACCAGGAGAGUGUGUCUUUGCUCUCUGAUUGCUAUUGGUUAAUAUCGGUGUUGGUGGUAAAUAACGUUGCCUGUGCAUGUCUUAAAUACAGCACAUGAAUGGAAAUCAAUACCUUAUUGCCAAUAUUAAAGUUCUCUUUAGUACUUCUUCAGUGGAAUGUGCACAGGUGUGUGUUUGUCCUGAAAGUGUCAUGAUAGAUUGGACCACUAUACUAUGUGUGUUUUGUUUCUCCUUUUUGUCCUUUUAUUGUGUAUGUGAUUUUUUUUAUUUCCCAUAAAUUUUAGUCUCACAAAAUCCUUGUGAAAAUGUUUUAUGCCCUAUGUAUGUUAUGUAACAUGCUUAAAAAUGACAUUUUAUAAACCAGA